CGUGCUAAAUUCUCUUUCUACUACAAAAAAACAACAAAACAGAGCUCAUAGUGCUUUUUCCUGUGUUUUUCAGAUUCUUGUGGAAUAAGGUAUGAUCAUCAAGUUUCAAAAACUCAAGGCAUAGUCACAACACUGCAUAUUUGCAUUCAACCCAACAAAAAAUCUACUCAAAAUCUUUCACAGUUUGUGUUGAAAUGAGAGUACAAGCAAAGAUUCCUCUGUUUUCUUUUAUGUUUUUAUGGUUUUGGGUGUCUUCAAAUGGCUUGCUUUCACCUAAAGGUGUCAACUUUGAAGUUCAAGCUUUAAUGGGUAUCAAAGCUUCUUUGUUGGACCCUCAUGGUGUUCUUGAAAAUUGGGAUGCUGAUGCUGUUGAUCCUUGUAGCUGGACUAUGGUCACCUGCUCUGCUGAAAGUUUAGUCAUUGGCUUGGGAACACCAAGUCAAAAUUUAUCUGGCACACUUUCUCCAAGCAUUGGCAACCUCACCAAUCUUCAGAUUGUAUUGUUGCAGAAUAAUAACAUCACAGGGUCAAUCCCAAAAGAAAUUGGUAAACUGAAGAUGCUACAAACACUUGAUCUUUCUGAUAAUCAUUUCACUAAUGAAAUCCCAUCUUCUUUGGGUCACUUGACAGCCCUUCAAUACAUGAGGCUAAACAACAACAGUCUUUCUGGGCCAAUUCCAGAAUCAGUAGUUAACAUGACCCAACUUGCAUUUGUAGACUUGUCUUACAAUAAUUUGAGUGGCCCUGUUCCUAGAUUUCCUUCCAAGACUUUCAACAUUGUUGGGAACCCUCUCAUGUGUCCAACAGGAUCUGACCAACAAUGCUAUGGAAUGACACUUAUGCCCAUCUCUAUGCCACUAAAUACCACACAAGCUGCAAACACCUCAUCAAGAAGAAAAACUCAUAAAACGGCUAUUGCCGUCGGUACUAGCCUCGGAUGCGUUUUCAUGCUCGUUUUCGUACUCGCGUUGUUGUGGUGGAGGCGAAGGCAUGAUCAGGGACCAUUCUUUGAUGUAAAAGAUAAGCAUCAUGAAGAAGUUUCGCUAGGGAAUUUAAGGAAGUUUCAAUUUCGGGAACUUCAAAUCGCAACACACAACUUCAGCAACAAGAACAUAUUGGGAAAAGGAGGUUUCGGGCAUGUGUACAAAGGAACCCUCCAAGAUGGCACAUUGGUGGCGGUCAAGCGGCUGAAAGAUGGCGGUGCAGCUGGCGGAGAACGACAGUUCCAAACAGAAGUCGAAAUGAUCAGCCUAGCGGUGCACCGGAAUCUUCUAAGAUUAUAUGGCUUUUGCAUGACUCCAACCGAAAAGCUCUUAGUCUACCCGUAUAUGCCGAACGGCAGCGUGGCGUCUCGGCUCAAGGCAAAACCAGUGUUGGAUUGGGGUAUAAGGAAGAAAAUUGCUUUAGGGGCUGGAAGAGGGUUGUUGUACCUUCAUGAGCAAUGUGACCCAAAAAUUAUACAUAGGGAUGUGAAGGCUGCAAAUAUACUACUUGAUGAUUGUUGUGAGGCAGUUGUGGGUGAUUUCGGGCUGGCUAAGCUUUUAGACCACCAAGAUACUCAUGUGACCACCGCGGUUCGAGGCACCGUGGGCCAUAUAGCACCUGAAUAUCUCUCGACGGGUCAGUCAUCCGAGAAAACCGAUGUUUUUGGUUUCGGGAUUCUUCUGCUCGAACUUAUCACUGGACAAAGGGCUCUAGAGUUUGGCAAGGCUGCAAACCAGAAAGGGGCUAUGCUUGAAUGGGUAAAGAAGAUCAACCAAGAGAAGAAACUAGACAUAUUAGUAGACAAAGAUUUAAAAAAGAACUACGACAUAAUGGAGUUAGAGGAGCUUGUAAAAGUGGCAUUGUUGUGCACACAAUAUCUUCCCGGAAGCCGCCCAAAGAUGUCGGAAGUUGUACGAAUGCUGGAAGGUGAUGGGCUGGCAGAGAGAUGGGAAGCUUCACAGGGGAUUGAGUCCUCCGGAAAGUACAGAACGCCGGAGCUCUCGUCGUCGGAAAGAUACUCCGAUCUCACUGAUGACUCUUCCUUAUUGGGCCAAGCCAUAGAACUCUCCGGCCCAAGAUGAAAUUUCAAGUGUAUUUAGUUUUCUUUCAAUGAUUUUGUUUAUUAAUGGUUUUUUUGUACAUAACUUUUCUCUAGAACUGAAAGUAGUUAAUUAGUUUGUUCAAGGUUUUAAAAAAGUUAUUAAAUAAGACUCCUAACAUUAAAAACGAAUA
Helianthus annuus (common sunflower) is the source of this 2217-nucleotide messenger RNA. Its product is annotated as protein NSP-INTERACTING KINASE 1. The transcript is spliced from 11 exons. Gene Ontology annotation, biological process: protein phosphorylation. Lineage: Eukaryota; Viridiplantae; Streptophyta; Magnoliopsida; Asterales; Asteraceae. The record is from RefSeq and is a predicted model, not a curated record. The coding region runs from base 195 to 2066 and encodes 623 amino acids. Gene Ontology annotation, molecular function: protein binding; protein kinase activity; ATP binding.